ACCCUAGUUUACGAUUCUAUUUAUGUGUAACACCUUCCAACAAUUUACAUUUAAGUAGAGUGAGUCCAUUGCACGACUAAUUGUGAUGUAACGAGAAACAUCGACUUAUAACAUAUUUCUGUCACCAACAUAAACGAAAAGUUACAUAAUAUAGAACUAUCAAUUAAGAAAAAUGGAAUCAAAUAACGAUCAAUAUACUUUCGAAUGGGCGAAUGACACUCACUUAUCGGAGAUUUUAUCUUUCUUACAUGAAAAUUUCGAUAAGCAAGAGACCAUGUUGAAAAGUUUGAGAGAUAAUAAUUCGUUAACAAUUGAGGAUGAAGAAUCGAUGAGGAUCGAUCACGAGCGACUGAUACGGGCAAUUUUCGCUUUUUCACCUUGCAUCAUAGCGAUAGGAAAAUCAUCGAAAAAAAUCAUCGGAGUAAACCUGAUGAUAGUUAGUAAGAAUUCGAAGUCCGAUGAUGGUGCUGAUGGCGUUUCCGCUGCCUUCAGCAACAAUCCUCCUAAAAAUGAAUUAAUGAAGCAAUAUUUCAACUAUUUAUCAGAGAUCAGUGAAACGGCUGAUUUAUAUGGAAAGUUUCCAAACUCCAAGGCAGCCGUGGAAUUUUAUGCGGUCGCUGUGGAUAGAAAUUAUCGUAGACAAGGACUUUCAAGGUCACUAAUGGCUGCAGGAAUUUCUUUCGCGAAAAAUACCGUAAAAGACGUCGGAUUCAUAUUUGGUGUGUAUACAUCUCUGUAUUCGAAAAAAGCGGCGGGAAGACUUGGAUUAAAAAGCAUUAUGGAUGUAGAUCUUUUGCACUACAAAGAUAAUGAUGGGCGACCUAUUUUUCAAGACACUCCGCCACAUAAUGUUGUUUCUGUUAUGGUUUUGCAACUUAUUUAAAAUUUUCCAGAUAGCAUGUAUCGUACAAAAAAGUAUACAAAUGUAUAUUUCUGCUAAAAAGUAUAUGAGCUAAAAUUGAGUAUCCUGUAUCUUUCAGUUCUCAUACGCCAUUUAAUUGUAUAAUAAUUACUGUUUCUAAAAAUGUAUUAUUAACAAAAAUAAUUAUUAAUAAAUAUUACUUUGAGACAAA
Messenger RNA from Bombus impatiens (common eastern bumble bee), 1073 nucleotides. RefSeq lists its product as uncharacterized. Lineage: Eukaryota; Metazoa; Arthropoda; Insecta; Hymenoptera; Apidae. The record is from RefSeq and is a predicted model, not a curated record. The transcript is spliced from 2 exons. Gene Ontology annotation, molecular function: N-acetyltransferase activity. The coding region runs from base 173 to 883 and encodes 236 amino acids.